AUGAGCAUCCUGGUCCCCAUCCUGCUCGCUGUCCUGGCGCUGGCAGCCCGCCCGGGCCACGGGGCAGCCCUGGUGCCCACCGACAACUUUCUGACGGAGAGCAUCAAGCGGCUGAGCGAGCUCCUGGAGACCAAGGUUUCCUGUGACAAGAUGAACGUGACAAAUAUAUUUGCAGGCAAUAAGGAAGAUGAUGACAUGGAAGUCUUAUGCAAAGCCACCACCAUCGCCUGGGAGGGCAGGAGCUGCCACAUGCACCUGGAGGGGAUUUACGUCAACCUGCUGGCUCUGCUCCGAAGGCAGAGCCCAGAACACCAGGCACCGUGUCCCGUGGCAGCAGGGAACACAACUUCUCUGAAUGCUUUCUUCAUGGAUUUACGCAAAGUCCUCCAACGAUUAGUAAAAGACAGGAGUUUGAAGUGA
Molecule: messenger RNA, 420 nt
Organism: Pterocles gutturalis (yellow-throated sandgrouse)
Lineage: Eukaryota; Metazoa; Chordata; Aves; Pterocliformes; Pteroclidae
Gene: IL4
Product: interleukin 4
Exons: 4
Coding region: 1-420 (139 amino acids)
Biological process (GO): negative regulation of T-helper 17 cell differentiation; positive regulation of isotype switching to IgG isotypes; negative regulation of epithelial cell migration
Cellular component (GO): extracellular region
Molecular function (GO): growth factor activity; cytokine activity; interleukin-4 receptor binding
Source: RefSeq, a predicted model, not a curated record